Alternaria rosae is the source of this 795-nucleotide messenger RNA. RefSeq lists its product as uncharacterized. NCBI's taxonomy places the organism in Eukaryota, Fungi, Ascomycota, Dothideomycetes, Pleosporales, Pleosporaceae. The coding region runs from base 196 to 687 and encodes 163 amino acids. The record is from RefSeq and is a predicted model, not a curated record. The transcript has 2 exons.
UAUCCCUGUGAUUCACGCCUGCAAGGUUCAUACAUGUAUAUCAGAGUUCGCUUCCUUGCAGUACACAUUUGGUUCUUUUCAUAUACAUGUCUCUCCAGUCUCAAGUCCUUACACUUAAAUGCCAACUUUCGCGAGGUGGCCACAACCCAGUCUCUCAAUUUACUCCUUACUUUUCGAUUCUGAUCAAAUUCAAGCAUGUCGUUCACCUUCCAGGUGCAGAAGAUCAAUCAGUCUUUCGACCAGAUUGCAACAUGGUACCACGAGUUCAUGCGUAGAACAGAGUCGUGUUUUCGGAAAAUGCACGAACGCAUCCUUGUUCUGGAACAGAAACAGAACACACAACGGCCUACGGACGAGCAAGUCGAGCGUGUGCUACGCAAGAUCCUAGACGAAAGAUUUUCGAACCUCGCCACGCAUCAUGUCCGGAAGCACGACACUAUGCAAGACCGCAGUUGGUUCGUUAGAGAUCCCAACGACUUCCCCUAUCCCAGAUCGGUCAAAAUGGACGUCGCUUCGCUCCUCAUUCAACCGGACGCAGUUCCUUCCAAGGCCUACUCAGAAACAUUUCGGAUGCUUGAGAAUGGGCUAAAAGGCUUUCCUAGCGACCACUCAAUGGAAUCGGACGACGAAGAAGAUUACAAGAUUAACGUUGGAAUAAGAGACGGUCGCUCUUCACGUAGUGUCUGAGUUGCAGAAGGCUCCGUUUCGGCAUAAGCCCACCCUAUCUCCACUUCUAGCAAACUCGCCAAAGAUCUUCACUUCACGGCUUUGACUCUUAGAUAGUACCAUACGAUC